This is a messenger RNA of Ictidomys tridecemlineatus (thirteen-lined ground squirrel), 2177 nucleotides long. RefSeq names its product N-acylsphingosine amidohydrolase 1 (gene Asah1). Gene Ontology annotation, cellular component: lysosome. Gene Ontology annotation, molecular function: N-acylsphingosine amidohydrolase activity; fatty acid amide hydrolase activity. The record is from RefSeq and is a predicted model, not a curated record. NCBI's taxonomy places the organism in Eukaryota, Metazoa, Chordata, Mammalia, Rodentia, Sciuridae. Gene Ontology annotation, biological process: fatty acid metabolic process.
ACUCCUCCUUCCCACGGUCUCCUCCUCUGCACCCCCCGUCCUCGCGUGGUGCAGUCCAGAGUCUCGGGUCACGGGGCCGUGGGGGCGCGGCUUGCUUUGAGCCCUGGGGUGCCUCUCCAGGCGUCGGCGGGAGUCCCCAGGAGAAGCGGCUGCGGCUGGAAUGAUGCUGGGCCAGAGUCGCUUCAUCUUCGUUCUUCUGGCUGCGGCAGCCACCUGCGCCUUGGCGCAGCACGCGCCGCCGUGGACAGAAGAUUGUAGAAAAUCAACUUAUCCUCCUUCUGGACCAACCUAUAGAGGACCGGUUCCGUGGUACACUAUAAAUCUUGACUUACCACCCUACAAAAGAUGGCAUGAAUUAAUGACUGAAAAGGCAUCAACGUUAAAGAUUUUAGUGAAUUCUAUGAAGAAUGUAGUAAAUUCAUUUGUGCCAAGUGGAAAAAUUGUACAGUUGGUGGAUCAAAAGCUGCCUGGUCUCCUUGACAAUCUUUCUGGUCCUUUUGAAGAGGAAAUGAAGGGGAUUGCAGAUGUUACUGAAAUACCUUUAGGAGAAAUUAUUUCAUUCAACAUUUUUUAUGAAAUUUUUACCAUUUGUACCUCAAUAAUAACUGAAGACAAAGAAGGUCAUCUACUCCAUGGAAGAAACAUGGAUUUUGGAGUAUUUCUCGGGUGGAAUGUGAAUAAUAAUACCUGGGUAGUAACUGAGGAACUGAAACCUUUAACAGUGAAUUUGGACUUCCAGAGAAACAAUAAAACCGUCUUCAAGGCUACAAGCUUUGCUGGCUACGUGGGCAUGUUAACAGGAUUCAAACCUGGGCUAUUUAGUCUUACACUAAAUGAACGUUUUAGUAUGAAUGGCGGUUAUAUUGGUAUCCUAGAAUGGAUUUUGGGAAAGAAAGAUUCCAUGUGGAUAGGGUUUAUCACUAGAUCAGUUCUGGAAAAUUCUACAAGUUAUGAAGAAGCCAAGAAUAUACUGUCCAAGACCAAGUUAUUGGCCCCAGCGUACUUUAUCCUGGGAGGUAACCAGUCUGGGGAGGGUUGUGUGAUUACACGAGAAAGAAAAGACUCUUUGGAUGUGUAUGAACUUGAUCCUAAGAAUGGUAGAUGGUAUGUGGUACAGACGAAUUAUGACCGAUGGAAAAGCCCCUUCUUCCUUGAUGACCGAAGAACUCCUACGAAGAUGUGUCUGAACCGCGCAACACAGGAGAACCUCUCCUUUUCGACCUUAUAUGAUGUCCUGUCAACAAAGCCUAUCCUCAACAAGCUGACAGUAUACACAACUUUGAUUGAUGUUACCAAAGGUCAUUAUGAAACUUACCUUCGGGAUUGCCCAGACCCCUGUAUAGGCUGGUGAGCACACAUCUGGGCCACAGAAUUUGCUUUCCAAGAUAUGAAGAUGCAGUGUCCAAACAGCUGACCACUGCAGCCAUGUUGUCUCCUUUCAAAGACUAAGAUUGAAAGCAGGUUCUCUUUGAGUCAUGAGCUUAUCCUUCUCAGUAUGUUUAUGAUUAACAGAAUAUUUUUGCCAUAAUCAUUGAUUCUUCUUGUUUUCGGGUAAAUUCAAGUGAAGUAAAACAGCUAGAAUUUGCCCAGUUUCAUUUCACUUGGACAUUUGGGGAUGGGGAUAAGCAAUUAAACCAUUGUAGGACCCAGCUCCAUGGAAUAAAUCAAGAUUCUCUGUGGGCAUUUAAUCCCAAAUUCUUGUGUGCAUAUGAAUAAUGUAAAAGUAAACACUUCACAUUAUUCAGUUUUUCACUUUUAUCUACAUAUUUGUAUAUUUUUCUGUGUAGCAGUAUUUUCCUCUGGUUCUAACAACUACUAUUAAAAUCAAUUGCCUUUGCUGUUUGUGACAGCAAUUUCACUACAUUUGAUUGGGAGGAUGAGACAAACAUUCAGUAUUUCUUUUAAUGAGCAAUAAGUGACCUUUGACUCUGAAAAUAGUACUUUUUGGGGUUCCUGAAGUAAUCAGUUUGCAAGGCAGUCUUUUAUAUAAAGAAGUGUUCCUUUUUCAUAAUCACACUACCUCCUAGUAACCCCAGGAAGUUGCUAACUUCAAAAACUGAGUCCCAGAUUCUGUGAAUUCAUAAACAUGUCAAAGACUUGAAAAUAAGAAACAAAUUCAUUAUUUUAAAUUCUCAUAUCAUUCAUUUAAUAAACAAGUUUUUUGUUUGUUCUUCUGA